UAACGACAGAAAAAGGUAAAUAAGAAAGAUAUGAGGUAAAAGAAUAAGAGUUUAAUUUAUAGAUCAAUUAAUAAUAUUUAUUUUUCAGGCGACACUGUUGCUCAGGGAGUCGAAUAAUCCGUUUAGCCGUAUUCAAAUCUCAGGAUGUUUUUGUCAUCAAAAAUAAUAUUAAUGGCUUUAAUUAAUAAUUAAAGCCUUUCCAAUGCAAAUAGAAAUCAACCCCUACAAGCUUGAUAACACAAAACUGAUAAAGUAAUAAAGAACGUCAGUGUUUGGUCAAUCAUGAACAGCGAAGAGGAAAGUAACAGGUAGCACGUGACAUUGCCGUUUAUCUCAGAUCGGUCUGGACAAUUAUUUGCACCCGAGUAAUGUUAGUAAUAAAAAUUUAGUCGAAAAUAUGCUUUUAAAAUGUGAUGUUUGUUAUUUCAAGCCAUUGUACUUCAAAUAAAACGGCGUGAGUAACGUUAGUUGUGUUCGAGCGAGUCGUCAUUCAUUCAGGGCAGAGAGUCGAGCGCACAUUGAAUCGAUCAUCAUUUCUGCGGUAUGGCGGAAGACAAGGAUCCAGUGACCCGACUGAAGGAUCUGGCUCUGCUCAAAGACCAACUGGAGGAGAUCCAGAAGAAGGUGGAGAAUGAGGUUCAAGCUGGAAUCCCACAGGGUGGCUCAUUAUUAGACUCUCCUUUCCUGAAAGGAUUCCUGGCUGGGUAUGUGGUUUCCAGAAUGCGUUCGUCUGCCAUCUUAGGAGUCGCUUUGGGAACGCUGACGGGAAUCUACGCCGUCCAGAACUAUCAGGUGCCCAACAUUGAGCAGACCGUACGAGACUUCCUGAACUCUCUGAAGAAAGGACCCCGUGAUUAGAAGUGGACUGAAGAGGAGAGCAUGUCAUUUAACGGCACUUCCCUCCUUCCCUCAUCCACAACACU
This is a messenger RNA of Pimephales promelas (fathead minnow), 923 nucleotides long. Its product is annotated as SLC35A4 upstream open reading frame protein-like. The record is from RefSeq and is a predicted model, not a curated record. Lineage: Eukaryota; Metazoa; Chordata; Actinopteri; Cypriniformes; Leuciscidae.